CUCCGCGCUCUGCUCUCCCGCUCUAUUGGACCGCUUCAAUGUGCGCAGCCCCGCUGAAAUGAACGCCCACGCGCUUUAAAUCACACCGCCUUACAUGCAGAAAGACUUUUGAGUUUAGAACUCCGACACAAUAAACCGUAAACUCUUUGAUUUCGGCUUUUAUUUUCUAUUUUCAUGAAGUUUUAGUUAAUGUCACAUUCAAGGUGUUCCAAUCACAUGUCAGUCUUUUUAGUGAUGCUGCUUUUGAUUUUAGUGGCACUUGGUGGAAUGACGGUUUUGUCUGGAGCGAUCGCGGUUGAAGUUAAAGUCUCCGGAGAGGACGUGGCGCUGACCUGCAGAAUACAAGCUAACAAGGACCUCCCGCUAUCCUUCUCGUAUGUCAGCUGGUACCGACAGGAGCCAGACGGAGGCACCCACUACCUGACAGCUGUUAGCGCGUAUUAUCUCAGUUACAACAGAUACUCCGGUACAAUCAAUUUACAAGAGGGGAUAUACAGUUUAAACAUUUCCGACGUUCAGAGAGCGGACUCCGGCAUGUACUUCUGCAUCGUGAGAGCAGCACUUAAUUUUUUUCCUGGCACAAGUUCGAAAUUAAUCGUGACAGAUCCUGCAGUGAAGCCAAGAGUCCAGAUAAUGUCUCCACAUUGGGAUGACAAAGCUCCAGAUGAGGAAGAUCACUUACUUCUCAUUUGUCUGGUGACUGACGCCUUACCUUUAAAAGCCAAAUUAAUGUGGACAGUCUCUGGUCAAGAGCUUCAUAAUAGUACACUGGAUGGUCAUGAAGGGAUAAUAGCAGCAAAUGGUGGUUAUACAUUUGUAAGUCACUGCAAGAUUGACGCUUUUCAGUAUACAAAAGACAUCAGAUGUGCCUUACUUGAUACCACUGGUGCUUUAAUUGCAGAAACAGUCUACAGACAUAACCAAAAUCCAGAGUGUCUCCAGCAGAUGGCACUUUAUGGAUUACCAGGGGUUUUCCUUCUUUCACUGUUAAUUGUAGUAGUCACAUGUAUUUACAGGAGGAGGAAGAAAAGAGCCCGUGGGCCUACUACUACAGACUGUUACAAGCAGGAAAGUGCAAGACCGAGGAAGUGUCUGGAGAAUUCGACUGAAUAUGCAUCCCUAAAUGUAUGAAAACUACAAGACGUGCAUUCUGGGUUUAUGUGAUUGCUAUUUUAAGAGGAUAAUUCUGAAACAGAAUGAGGAACUCGCAUCAACAUUCAAGGCUCAAAGUGAUGAACCCUUUACAUUAUCUCUGGGAGAGCGGGCCAGCGUCAUUAAACACACUGUGCUUAGUAUAACCGAACAAAGACCCUCUUCCUAACAACACAAUGCGGUCAGGCAGUCAGUAUGGUAUUUAUGACAGACUUUGUAAAAGCCUAUCAGCUUUGCACAUCUGGAAACUGCCAUUUAUCCCCCCUUCUUCUUUGCAAAACUGUUCAAGCUCUAUCAGGUUGCAUGGGGAUUAGGAGAGAACGGCAUUUUCCAAGUCCAGCCACAAAUUCUGAAUUGGAUUGGAAGCCAAACUCUGACUUAGCCACUGCAGGAAAUUUAACGUUGUUGUUUUUAAGCCAUUUUGUGUAGAUUUGUUUUUAUGCCUGAGUCCUUAGCUUGCUGGAUGCUAAUCUUCUCCCAUUGCACAAGUUUUUUGUCGAUUGUAUCAGAUUUUACUUGAGGAUUUUCCUGAAUUUUGCUGCAUUCAUUUUACCCUCACAAGCCUCCCAGGGCCUGCUACAGAGAAGUAUCUCCACAGCAUGAUGCUGUGACCACCAUGCUUCACUGUGUAGAUAGUGUGCAUUUAAUAAUAUUCAUUUUGGCUUAUGACAAACAUGGUGUUUAGAAUGAUGGCCAAAAAAGCUCAGUUUUGUUCUCAGAUCAUGGAACCCUCUUCUAGCUGAAUUCAGAGUCUCCCAUUUGUCUUCUGACAAACUCUAGCCAAGAUGUAGUGCAUUUUUCUUCUCUUUGCCACGCUCCCAUUUAACUGUGACUGGCAGCAGCUAUAGCAUGCACAGCAUGUCCAGUUUUACUAUUAUAGCUUGUAACUCGUUCAGAGUUUUCAUAGGGCUGUUGGUGGCCUUCUACACUCAUUUUCUUCUUGCACGAUCACUCAGCUUUUGUGGACAGCUUUCUCUCAUUUACAACUGUGCCACACAUACUCUUUCUAUUUCUCAAUGAUUGCAUCAACUGGACUCCAUGGCAUACUCAGUACCUUGGGAAUGUUCUUGUUCUUUCCCCUGAAUUCUACUUAUCAGGUACCUUUUCAUGGAGUUGCUUGAAGUCUUAUUUUGUCCUCAUUGUGUAGGUUAGGCCUUGAUACAGACUCAACACAAGUUGGACCUUCCACAUUCAGAAGUUCACUUAUACCUAAAUCAACUCAAACCCCAAUAGCACAGACAGGUGGUCUCCAUUGACCUAAUUCUGCGACAUGUAAAACCAGUCAGCUGCACCGGUGAUGUCUUGGGUGUGUCACAUUAAAGGGGGUGAAUUCUAAGGUGAUCAAAUAUUUCGCGCUUUAUAUAUGUAAUUAUUUUAGACAACUUUACAAGGAUCUGUCUUCACAUUGACAUUAAAGAAUCUUUAUCUGUUGAUUAGUACCAAAAAAAAAUAAAAACAAAUUAAAUUCACUG
Molecule: messenger RNA, 2624 nt
Organism: Polypterus senegalus (gray bichir)
Lineage: Eukaryota; Metazoa; Chordata; Cladistia; Polypteriformes; Polypteridae
Product: M1-specific T cell receptor beta chain-like
Exons: 6
Coding region: 190-1131 (313 amino acids)
Biological process (GO): immune response; cellular response to lipopolysaccharide; negative regulation of T cell proliferation
Cellular component (GO): external side of plasma membrane
Source: RefSeq, a predicted model, not a curated record